Messenger RNA from Bactrocera dorsalis (oriental fruit fly), 5673 nucleotides. RefSeq names its product Fanconi anemia group D2 protein (gene Fancd2). The transcript is spliced from 26 exons. Gene Ontology annotation, biological process: mitotic intra-S DNA damage checkpoint signaling; double-strand break repair involved in meiotic recombination; homologous chromosome pairing at meiosis. The record is from RefSeq and is a predicted model, not a curated record. Lineage: Eukaryota; Metazoa; Arthropoda; Insecta; Diptera; Tephritidae. Gene Ontology annotation, molecular function: DNA polymerase binding. Gene Ontology annotation, cellular component: condensed chromosome; nucleus. Bases 184 to 4782 code for a protein of 1532 amino acids.
CACAGAGAAGCUGUCACAAUUUCACAGUAAUGUAAACAAAAACAUAAUCUUUCGAUUAUUUUCAUCGAUACUUUUUGUUAAACAGAAAAAAUCGCACGUAACUGUCCCUAUUUUUAUUAAUCAGUAUAUCACCAAAAAUAUUCGCAAUCUUUCGGCCGUCAGUGUAAUCACUUGCCAAAUGAAAUGCCGAAAAUGCAACUCUGUGUAGGUAAAAUGUACAAAAACCGAAAAUUUGGUAAAAAUAAAAUUACCCUCAAAGAUACAAAUGCGUCUGGGUCUAGUGAAAACAAAAGGCAUUUAGAUUCAAUAGAUGAAAAUGCAUCGGUCAAAUUCGCACGUACUUCCUUAAAUCUCGGCCAUAGUCAACGGAAGACACAGCCAUCGACAAAGAUUGUUGUUGCAGCUGAGAUUUGUAGUGCUGGUGGCAGUAGCGAAGAAAAUAUACCAGCCUCCCAAGAGGCUACACAGCGUUACUUAUCACAACGUAGCACGAUCGCUUCGUCACUAAGUCGUACACAAUCACGUAACACAAGUGUUCGUCCACCCAAAAGUUACUUUGAAUUGGUACUAAUUAAAUCUGGUGUGCUUUUGGACGAAGCAGACAAUUUUGUUUUAUCUUGCGAUCAUAUUACGUUUGUUAAUAAAUUCCGUGAAGUAUUCAUGAAAUGUGCAAAUUAUAUGGAAAAUGUGGACAUGUUCAAAACAGGUUUAAAUGAUGCAUUGUCGCCGAAAUGUAAAUACAGUUUGAAAUUGUUAAGCGGUUGUACAAUCAAGGUGCCUGACCAUAAUUCUGAAUAUCAAUCACAGGAGAGUAUGAUUUUGAACUUUUUAAUGGUUGACUUUUUACAAGAUGCCGUUGUAGAAGUUUUGCUUCAGAAAAUAACGGAAGCUGCAAGCCAAAGAACACCUUUGUUUCUCGGAAAUGGUACCGUUCCUUUACUACCACUGCUUAUGGUGCAGUUGCGUUAUGUCGCGCAGUCGCAUAGUACUUUAAUAUUCGAGCGAAUCUCAAGCGCAUUUAAAGAUGCCAGUGAAUCAGCUAGACAGGAUAUCAUAGUUAACGCCGAGCUCGUUUUGGACGAAAGCAAACAUGAUGAUUUUGUACAAAUGUUAUUAGAGAAUCUACCCACGAGCAAAGACUUGUUUAACUCCAUUUCAAUUAAAUCCUUGACAAAUCUGAAUUUAGGCCGCAGCAUGCAGUCAGAGCUACGCCAUCGUGUAUUAGAUUAUAUAAAAGAAGAUGGUUUUAAUAACACGGUUUUACCGUUAUUAGUGAAUUUUCUUUUUAAGGCAUUAAAUGAUAGCAGCGAUGAGAAUGUCAUUGAGCUAGUUACAACAACACGUCAAAUUCUGGUAUGGCGUUUGAAUACGCCCAUGGAUUGCCCAACACAGCAAGACCUUUUCACUUUUAUUGAACAGGCCUUUGUGCGUUCCAAGAAGUUCUAUACUACUUGGCAAAAAUUGUUGGCUUCUUUGCCAGGCAGUCAAUUCAGAUCUGUGGAUUUUAUCAUACUUCUACUUCUACUAUAUAUUAAAGAAGAUAAUUAUUUGUUUAUUGCAAAUAUUCUACGUCGACACAUAAAAUUAGAGCAUAUAACUGUGGAUAUAUUUGCUGAAAUGAAGUCUAACUAUGCUGCAAUUUUAGAGCAGCACACGCACACUCUUAUGGAGUUGAUGUAUGAUUUUUUAAGAGAAAAUCAUAAUGUGGUUAGAGGCUUCGCCAUAUCAUCAUUUGGUGUAUUGUUUAAGACUUGUGAGUCUAUUCAACGCACCAUACUCAAGCGGCUGCUGCAGUUAACCUGUGACAAAUCAACGCUUAAAUUAGCAACUCUAUCUUUGGAACUACUUCGAGAAUUACAAAGAAAAUAUCGUCCUGAAAUACAAAAUUGGGGAACUCUCCUGAUGCCUCUUUUAGACCGGCUUAGCGAUUUGUCACUUUCACAAACCCGGUUGGCGAUGGAGGUACUUUGUUCAAUAGCCUAUCCUCCACCACCGCUUUCGGAAUGUACUGUGCUGCAGGACCAGCUAGAUAUGGUUUUGAAAAAGCAAAUAAUAAACCUUGAUAAGUAUGUGAGAAAGCAAGGCAUCAUUGGCGCUGUACAACUUAUCGAUUGUAUGGCGCGUAUUGAGGAUACUAUUAUAGAACAUGACGAUUUCGACACUUCAUAUUCAACCGCUAGUGCGCUGCCUGAUGGACGUGGCAAAACGGCAGCAAAUUUUAUAAUGCUUGUGGAAACGGCCUGUGUGCAUUGUUCGGAAUCCUUAGCACUAUUCUAUGACGAACUUGCAAGUAGCUGCAUGUGUAUGCCCAGCGAACGCGAAACAUCCACACAACUUGACAAACCGUAUUUGAUUUGGUUAUGCGAUGUUAUGACAUUCUAUUUUCAGAAUAAUUUUGUUGCCGAACACUCACCCACCAAACCAUUUGGUAUUGAAUUGACUUACCAGAAAUGCAUUAAUACAAUCGAUGACACAGCUAAUAUGGAGGAAAGUGAGAUACCAUCAAUUGCGAUUAAUAUAGCAGAAUUGGUGCUGAAGCCGGGCUCUGUCUCUUCAUCUUCGAUUGUGGUACUUGCUCCACUCUUCAAUUUAGUGCGUUCAUUGCAUUUGCAACGGUAUCAAGGUAGUUUGGAGCAAAUAAAUGCAUUACUUGGUUGUGCUAUAGUAUUGCCUACGUUUUUCGAUGAGUCCAAUAGCGAUGCAAUAUUCUAUGAUUACGACGAACAAUUGCAAAAACUCAUUUUAGACAUUUAUUUCCAUUGUGUAAACUGGAUGCGCGAAACAGUCAGCUCAUUUUCAACGCAGCAGGAACCGAUGAUACGCUCUAAGGUGCUGCACCGUCUAAGCGAACUAAUUGCGACCGAAGAUAAAUUGCGUUUGUUGUUGGAUAAAGCACCACAUGGUUAUUUACCGCCGCAAGCACAAUUUAUAACUUCGAAUAAGUGGCAUGCAACAGAUAAUUCUGACGCUCGCAGCGGACCUGCUGCAUCAACCAAAGGUGAGCAAGCCAAAGAACAGGAAGACAAAUCUCUAGACUCUGAAUCUAUAGUGUUCAAUGAUACACAUUGCGGCAAUGUAACAAACGCGGGCGAUGUUACCACCAAAUUGGCAAACAUUGGGCGCUCGAAAAGCACAGAACAUAAAAAUAAGUUUGAUGUUCUAUAUAGACCACGUGAAAUAUACAGGCAAAUGGAUUCCGAUAUUAUGUUAAUCCUACGUGAGGAAAUAGUAAUCAAAUACCCAUUACCAAGCGAGGAUAUUGGCAAGCGAAUUGGUUUGCUUGAAUUUCGUUUUAUUUUAUAUGAUUUGGUGUGUAAAUUGGAGUCGAUCAAUAAUGCGCAAAAGCUACAAAUUGAGCUGCCGCUACAACAUGUUGCGAAACCCGAGUAUUUCAUGUCCGAUUUAUCGAAGUUUUUGCAAACCAUUUUACAGAACAUGACAAAGCUUUCGAAAGAGAUCAAUGCACAAUUGGAUCUUGUUAAGCAUGUCUACAGUAAUGGAGACCUCUUUUCCACCGAUUUUAGUUACAUAAAAGUUUGCUUUAAUUUAUGUGUACGCUUGUUGGCAAUGUUCUUCUCCUGGCCGCAAUUCAGUGAUGGUAAUUCUGCGGAUACGCUCUUGAAAGAAUCGUUGCUUGUGCUGUUAGACGAUUCCAAGCGGAAGAGCUUUUAUAAAAAACCAGCUGCUGAUGUUGCCGCCGCGGCUUUCGACACUAUGCUUACAUUUGAAAGCUCUGUAAUUGAUUUGAAAACCGCUGUGUAUUUACACGAUUUGUUGAAAGUUUUAAAACGCUUCUCCAGUAAAUGUACCACCAAUAAGAGCAAUGAACUCGAGCAACGCAAAACAUUGUCUGAAAGGCAUGACAAAGAUAUACGUGCUAUGUGUAAGAAAUUCUUACAAAGGAAGUGGUUUAGUUAUGAAGGUAUUGCGGAGAAGGGUGCCUCAUGCAAUAUAUAUUUGAAUAUUUUGGUAAAAGAGUUUGUUAAGAAUUCCGAUUUCGAUCGUUUACGUAAUAUUUUAUGGGCUUUACUGGAAGAGUCUAAACAACUUAAGGGCAAGGAUAAUGCACUGAAAUCGUUUCCAAAUUUCAAAAAAGCGAAUUUUCCUUUACUGUUUCGAGCGUUGUGUGAGACGACGGUUUCUUAUCUAUGUGAAUCGAUAAACCAGGGCACCAAUCAAAAGUCUGACAAAAUGAAGAUGUGGGAGAAAAGUUGUGAGCUCUUCAAUGUGUUGCUUGACAUUGUAAAAUCGCUGGAGGUGCCAAGAAAUUUUCAAUUAUUUUUAAAGUCUGCCCAUGUAUACUUGAAACUAUUCCUGCAGCAUGGCUUACGUGUGAUCGAUAACUUGUUGCGCGAGGAGCCAGCACGUGUCAGCGAAUUUUUGAAAAAUUUACAAACUGUCACUCGAUUUUUACAUAAUUUAUGCUGCCAUUCCAAGGCGCUUCAAAAUACCGCAAUAGUUGGCCAAAUUCCCGCACUACGUGAAACCGUUGAAACCAUAGUUUUCCGCGUGAAAGCGCUCAUGACAUCUAAUAAAUGUUCUUCAGUAUUUACAAUGGGCAAUUUGAAGAAUAAGGAUCUUCAUGGCGAUGUAAUCUUGUCUGAGAACACACUCGACAGUGGCGCACGAGAACACGAUAGCGAGGAAGACAUACCGGACGAUGAUAGUGUUGACGAAACAGUAUUAGAUGAAGAUGAAUCAGCUACCACCAGCGAGAGUGUAGCCUCUACCAACGUCAAUAAUAAUCGCAGUAAAUCUUCAUCCCGAAGCAAAUGCUUUUGAUCGCAUUAUUGUGAAAUUCGUACGCUUAAUUUUUAUACUCUUGCAACAUGUUGCUAGAGUUAUAUUCUAGUUUCGUUUUCUUUUAGUUUGUUAUAUUAAAUUCGUGCCAUAACGCACACAUACAUACAUAUAUAUGUAUGUAACUAGCGCAUAGCAAUACGCGAAGUAGUUACUAUAUUUAGUAUACAUACAUACAUAUGUACGUAAUAUACUUGGAGUGUUUGUUUUCUGAAGUUACAUCUUAACAGGGGGCAAAUAUCGUAAAUUGCUUUGCAUAUUUUUUUUUUGUAUAAAAAUUUUCUAAAAUCGUCUAAUAUACUCAAUUUUAUGUACGUUUAUGCGUUUUCGUUAAUGGAUAUAGAAACAAUGUUAAUUUAUGUUCUACUCGUUUCGUUUUUUUUAAAACAAUUUUCAACGUUUUGUUUUACGGGUUUAAAAACUGUCUAGAUUUUCAAUUAAUUAAUUGCUACAAGAAAUUAAUGAUUUUAAUUAUUUAAAAUAAAUUUCAAUUUCAUAAACAUUUUCCAUGCUUAUCGCUAGGUUUUGUUGUUGCAAACACAGAAGGUUUAUUUAACUCUUCGCUUUUGCUUAACACCGCCAAGUCGAAUUGAAAUCUGUAGAAAUGUCAUUAAUAUAUAAAUAUCAAAUGCGUUGUUGUUUUUUGUUUUAAUUACUCACAAUGUUUCCCCCGCGCAAUAAAAAUAUUUCGUUUUUUGUUGGUUUCAUGAUCUUGCGAUCUAUUUUUUAUUCCAUUUAUUUAAAACUACUAUAUGUAUUCUUUGUAAACUAUGUUUAAGAUAAUCUUGUUUUCCAUAUAAACUUAAAAAUAUAUAUGUAUAUGUAUUGUAAGAAUUUAAAAUAAUAUAUAUUUAAUUGAUUACAAAAUAUAAA